This is a messenger RNA of Strongylocentrotus purpuratus (purple sea urchin), 2080 nucleotides long. RefSeq lists its product as uncharacterized. Gene Ontology annotation, biological process: protein homooligomerization. Lineage: Eukaryota; Metazoa; Echinodermata; Echinoidea; Camarodonta; Strongylocentrotidae. Gene Ontology annotation, molecular function: protein binding. The record is from RefSeq and is a predicted model, not a curated record. Bases 425 to 1744 code for a protein of 439 amino acids. The transcript has 2 exons.
GCACAAUGGUCAUGUAGGGCUAUCAUUUUGCCAUCGGGUACGCAAAUUGCUGGCUUUUAGGUAUUGCGUCAUAGCAGCUUGUUUGUUCUGAGUUACCCUGUACAUGUGUCGCAAUGUUUCACGCUCGCGUCUCCGCAAGUGCUGAAAUGUCAAAACCUAUGACAUGAUACAAGGCCCAGCACAAGUGAUUUCAGUACAGUGUGAUUUAUGUUAACAUCAUUUUUCUUACUUGUGCUAUUCCUUUAUAUUUUGGAUCAGCCACAGCUCCUACAGUUAGAAAAGCAGGAGGAAAAGUACGAGAAAAGGCAAAAGGAAAAACAGGAGGAAAAGCAGAAGGAAAACAAGAAAGAUAGAGACCGUUUUGGAAUCGUCGUAGCGCCUACCGUCAUCCAGUCUUAAUCAUUACAAACUGUCAUUGAUUGUCAUGGGGAAUGAACAAAACAAAGCGGACACUAAGAAAACUAAUGGGAAGCGUUCAAAAAAGCAUCGUGAAAGACCGGGUUUUAAACUCAUGGAGGAACUGCAGAAGGAAAUGCAAGAGGAAAGGCUUGAGCCUGAUGAACCGGAGGAAAUCGAGGAACAGUCGGAGGAUACUGGGGAACAACAUCAAGAUUGGAUAAGCGAAGAUGAGGGAGCAGCAGAUAAGGGAGAGGAUGACUUAAUUAAACUUAGUCCGAAGAAGAAGAAUAGGAGGAAGAAGAAAAAGAAUUCUAAACUCAUGGAGGAAACGCAGGAGAAAAAACCUGAGCCUGAGGAACAGGAGAAAAUCGGAGGACAGUCGGAGGACACUGGGGAACAACAUCGGACAAGCGAAGAUGGGGGAGCAGCAGAUAAAGGAGAGGGAGAGGAACAGCCGGAUGAUACUGGAGGACAACAUCAAGAUCGGACAAGCGAAGAUGGGGGAGCAGCAAAUAAGGGAGAAGGUGACUUAAUCAAACUUAAUCAGAAGAAGAAGAAGAAAAAGAAGGGUGUAGGGAGUGACCCCGUCCAGCCCCAGGUCUCGGUAGCCCCCGUCGUCCAGGUCGUACCUAGAUCCGUGGAGGAGUUCGUGGGUUUAAACGUAGGUGGUGUGGUGUAUAUGACUAGUCGCAGCACACUGUUUCGAUACCCCGACUCUUUACUGGGAAUACUCUUCACAGCAUCGGUCCCGACCCCAAAGGAUGGCCAAGGAAAUUACAUGAUAGACGGCGAUGGUCAGAUGUUCCGACACGUUCUGAACUAUCUACGCCGGGGCGCCCUCAGCCUUCCCAAUGAUUUCCAGGAGCACCGGCUUCUCCAGCAGGAAGCAGCCUUCUACCAGCUUCCGGAACUCCAGGUUCUCAUCUCUCAGGAUCUCCGUAGCAAGACUGCAAGCACACCAAGCGGGGUCUUGGUCGAGACUCCGAUCAAAGUAGAGCCUACUAUUAAAGAGACUUGUAAGUAUGUCAUCGAGAUCUUCGUCAGCGAAGAAGACAACGCACCGCAAUCGUGGCGCAUCUAUGGCGGUCUCAACUUCCUUGAGAAUAUCCCCACCCUGAAAGACUACAUUGAUCAAUACAGGAAAGGCAGCCAGUGCCUCCAGUUCACCACGCAGCAUCCGAUGUUUCCUUCGAACAUCCACAGGAGAUUCCCAAAGACCAACCUGUUUUACCACAUAUUCCAUCUCGGCUUCAAACUCCACACUUCUGAGUGUAUGGAGAUCGUCGACGAAACCAGUGCCAAAAUUCCAUGGCUGAGAUACCUCUUCACAUCCACAACAUUAUAGUCAUAUUGGCUCAGCUCUGUCUAAAAGUCAAUGCCUUUUAUAUGGUGAGAUAAUAUAAGCGAUUAUAAUCGCACAUCCAAGACGCAAAAACACUCGUACUUUACAAAGUCAUUCGUAAUUGUCAUAUUCCUCGCCGUGUAACAUCUUUAUUAUAUUAUAGCAAUGUCAGUAUCGGUAGACAAUACUGUAGAUAAACGACGACUUGAAAAUAUAUUGCCAUAGAAAUAACUAUAUUGUCAUUGUCUCCGAGUCGAGCAACAUAAAUUCAUAUUUAGUCUCGGCGCCCAACAAAAGCCAGUCAUUCAAUUUAUUGAUAUUUGUAAUAUAUAUAGAUAG